Messenger RNA from Symbiodinium sp. CCMP2592, 1523 nucleotides. Lineage: Eukaryota; Dinophyceae; Suessiales; Symbiodiniaceae. The record is from the annotation of a GenBank genome assembly.
AUGCUCGGCGACUUUACCGGCGCUCUCCGUGCAAUGGAGGGCGCCAGCGAGAUCAGGAGCCGCACCGGCACGGCGAGCUCCAUUGAAGCCGCGGAGCUCCAGCGGGCGAUGGGCAGCGUCUACUUGGCCCAAGGUGAUGCCGAGAAAUCGCUGCAGCACUUCCACCAGUCGAUGACUUUGCGAAACAAGCUGGGCCUCAAGCGAACGGUAGGAGGCGGCGAGCUUUGUCGCAACAUCGGUUUAGCUCAGACACAUCGCGCAGAUCUCGGGGAGGCCACGAAGGCUUUUGACGAGGCCAUCGACAUCUGCUACGAGAGCCGGAGCUUAUCCAAGAGCCUUGGCGCGCUGCUUAUGACCAACAUCGGCUCACUGCAGAGGCGCAAGAAGGAGGACGAGCGCGCGAUGGAAGCACUUCAGGAGGCGAAGAAAAUUUUCGUUCAGCUUGACCUCGAGAGUUCCGUCGAAGGCAUGCUCCUGGAAGGCAGCUUGAAGCAAGUUCAGCAAGAGAAGCUGCAGAAGCAAGGCUUGAGCUUCCAGGAGAUGGAGCAAGCGGAGGAGAAAGCGCGGCAGGAGGCGAUUGACCAGGCGACCAAAGUGCAGCACGAAGAGAAGUUGAGGAAGGCCGUGGAGCUGGAAACGCGAGGCCGGCAGAACAUGGCAUCGGCGAAGUGGGGCGCGGCAAUCAAGGAUCUGAAACAGGCCUCCGAGCUGCGAGCAAAGACCAAGGGAAUACAGGCUUGGAACGACCUGGAGGGCGCACGCACGCUUGCAGCACUGGCAGCGGCAUUGCGUGGCGACCGGCGCGACGAGGAAGCUCUCGAGGUCUCCGAUCGUGCCAAAGAUGCUUUUCAGAAAGUCGGGUGCUUGGAGAGUCUGGAGGGCGCUUCGCUGCUUAAAGACCUCGCCGCACUUCGAAGCGAAUGCGGCGACAUUGCCGGUGAGCUGCGAGAUUUGCGGCAGGCCAUUGCGAUUGAAGCGAAGCUUGGCGCUUCCCAAAGCCUCGAGGGCCUUCGCACACGCAGGAGCCUCGCGGCCGCCCACGAGCGCGCCGGGGAGCCGGAGGGAGCCCUGGAGGUGCUUCAAGAUCUUCAGCAGUUCUACGAGGGAGACGGAACGCAUGCUGCACGAGCACAGGAGGUAGAUGAAGCCAUCUUCAAGUUGCAGGCCUCCCUGGCCAAUGCGACCCCUUCCACAAACAACGCUUCGCCGAGUGGGCACCGCAACGCGGAUCCUGCGACAGCAAAAGCAUUGGCCGAGUUGGAAGCCCAGCGACGUGAGCACGAGGAGAACGGAACGCUGCUGACCGCCCAAGGCGCGCAUGUCCUGAUGAGUCUCGGGGCCACUUAUGGUCGCAUGGGCGACUUCGAUGCCGCGAUGCAAGCUUUUGGCGAUGCCCGCGAAGCCUACAAGAGGCAGGGCUUGAUGGACACAGAGGAGGGAGCGGCCCUGCUUUGCAACAUGGGCUACGCUGUGCUGCAAGCGGGUCGAGCAGGCAACGCCGUGUCACUGUACGAAGAAGCUAA